Messenger RNA from Cryptomeria japonica (Japanese cedar), 2529 nucleotides. RefSeq names its product transcription factor MYB92. Gene Ontology annotation, molecular function: DNA-binding transcription factor activity, RNA polymerase II-specific; RNA polymerase II cis-regulatory region sequence-specific DNA binding. Gene Ontology annotation, biological process: regulation of DNA-templated transcription. Bases 546 to 1835 code for a protein of 429 amino acids. The record is from RefSeq and is a predicted model, not a curated record. Lineage: Eukaryota; Viridiplantae; Streptophyta; Pinopsida; Cupressales; Cupressaceae. The transcript has 3 exons. Gene Ontology annotation, cellular component: nucleus.
AGCAUGAGGAGAGUGUUAUGUCAUAGAGGGAAUGAGAUUUGAUGUAUUGGGAAUGGGUGUUCCUUUUGUUGGCAUUGAGAUUUCCAAGAAUAGUAAAUAAUAAGUUGCAUUGAACAAAAUCAGGCUGCUGUGGGUGUACAGGGGCGGCAGUGGCUCUGUAGUAUCAUAGCAUAGCAUGAUCACCGUGUAUGUUUUUAAUACUAUUACAAGACAGACAUACCCUGUGUGCACUAGGCAGGGAGGAGGGGGGUUUGUCAAGGGGUAGAGAGACAAUUUUCUGUCCUUCCUAAGUAGAGCAUUAAACAUUAUCUUCCAUUAUGGCAGGGCAGCGAAACAUUGGUGGUCUCUGGUCAAUGUGGUGAUGAGUCAUGACUCAUUGGUACUGCUGCCCAUAAAAUUAUUUUAUGGGCACAAGUCUAGGGUGAAUGAAAAAGCAGGUUUAGGGUUUCUCCCUUUUAUUCUGUGUUUUUUUCUAUUCUUGGGAUUUCUGGGCCAAGUUUCUGUUCCCUUUUGUGUCAGUUGGGUUUGAAGAAUUUCUGGUUCUGAUGAACCCCAAGGAAUUAGAAGAGACAACGUGCUUUUCACCUCAGGUGGGUUUGCAAACAAGCAGCAGCCAGACUGGUGUGGUGGAACCUUUGAUGUUUGAGUUGUUGAGGAAGGAGGAGGGUGGUUUCAGUGUGUCUGGUGAAAGCCAAUGUAGAAGUGAGAUAGCCUUCCAGCAGGUGCUCAGCCUUAGUUGGCAACAGCAAAACAUGGUGCACCAGCAGCAGGAACACAAGACUUGGGCCAUGGAGGUGGACAGCAGUUCGAGUCGUGGGAGUAGCAGGUCAGAGAACUGUUGCAGCCACCAGGAUUUUUCUAUCAAGGAGAUAGAAAGCGAGGAGAUAGAGAACUCCAGUGAGAAAGAAGUUGUGGACUCUUGUCUACAGCCUAAGCUGUGUGCAAGAGGACACUGGAGGCCUGUUGAAGAUGCCAGGCUUAAGGAGUUGGUGGUGCAAUGUGGCCCUCAAAACUGGAAUCUCAUUGCAGAGAAACUACCUGGCAGAUCUGGAAAAAGUUGCAGGUUGCGGUGGUUUAACCAGCUAGAUCCAAGAAUAAACCGCAGACCAUUCAGUGAAGACGAAGAAGAUCGGCUUCUGGCUGCCCAUCGAGUCUAUGGUAACAAAUGGGCAAUGAUUGCUCGGCUUUUCCCUGGUCGAACUGAUAAUGCCGUGAAGAAUCAUUGGCAUGUUAUCAUGGCCAGAAAGUCCAGGGAAGUUUCCACAGCUCACCGCCGAAGAAAGCCGCAGCAGCAGGAGGAGAGAAAAGAAAAUAACGUAUUCUCCAACAGUCUAGAUUUCUUCUCUUACUCGAAGAACACAACCAAUAAUUUUUUUUCAUUACCCACUACACUGCCGGACUGUUUUAGUACCAAGUCUUGUGCCCCAACCUUCGGCCCUUUCAUGGCAGGUGCCAAGGAUUCUACUAAAACUGUAUCGGGUUAUGAGUUCAACAGAUUUCAUGUGCCUAGCAGUGGUGUUUCUGUACAGAAAACUGCAAACAUGGGCAACUUCUCUCUUCAUUUCUCACCUCAGUUCAGUAGCAGUACAAGAGAACCCAAGUCCGAGUGGGUGACACAUCUCAUGAAUUCUUCACAGGAAUCUUCAUCUUCAUUCGCAACUUUGAAUCCAUUGUUACAAUCAGUAAAUAACAGCAGAUUCUGCAAUCCAAAUUCACAACAGUACACAAAAUCCUUGAUUUUCAGCCAGAGCGCUGAGACUGACAGAACUGUAAAAAAUCGACCUUUCAUCGACUUUCUAGGAGUAGGAGCCCGGUGCCAUAUAGAGACAGAAUGAAUCACGGACUACCUGUGAUCAAGGGUUUCUUUCCUUAAAACCCACCUUAGUCAUUUCUACACAGAAUUCAUUCUGAUGUAAAAAACACAUGAAACCAUGCUGGACUACGAGCAAUUUUGUCAGCAGUGGGCCCACAGGCAGAUUAUGGGGCAACUUUUCUAGGUAUGUAUGAUGUAUAAUGGAGUUGAAAUCUGUGCAUAUUUUUCUAGGCUGUCUGGAUGAAACCUUCUUAGCCCAUGGAGUUUGUCUGCAGGAAGUAGGACCGAUAUGGAAUGGCAAGAGCUAAAAAAUGAUCACAUACCCACAUACAAAUAAUUAUGUGUAUUGUACAUCAUCACUUGUUUAUGCACUUAGCCUUUAUGGUUGCUUCCAACCUGAAGCCUUUAAAUGCCAUGCUUUAAGUUUUGUUGUGCAUUUAUAAAAUCACCACAGCUGCAAUCUCUGCAUCUGGCAGAUUCUUUCCAAAGCCCAGUUGCUCAUCGAUGUGUUUCUUUGAACGUAUAUGGAUAUGGAGUUAUUUUUAUGUUACAGAUAAAACUACAGCCAUUAAAACAAAACGGGUAAUUGAUGAGAGUUAAAUCCAGAACCAUUAUAAAAGCAAUAAGAUCACAUUCUGUCUGCAUGUGGGUAAUUAUAAUACUGCAGCACACAUCUACAUAAACUACAGUUGAACUUUUCUUUGGUGAUCACAUCA